Molecule: messenger RNA, 1122 nt
Organism: Hydra vulgaris (swiftwater hydra)
Lineage: Eukaryota; Metazoa; Cnidaria; Hydrozoa; Anthoathecata; Hydridae
Source: RefSeq, a predicted model, not a curated record
UUAACUUAUUUUUAUUAUGAUAAAGUUACAUAAAAAACUAAUUCUUUAUUUUACAUUUUUGUUGUUUUUUUGUUUUCUAUACAUUCAAAGUUUUGGUUUUGCAUGGUUUUGGUUAAUUCGCACGGAUAUAUUCAAAUCAUCCUUAGAUUUUAAACUAGCAAGCAGAGCAAACUCAUUUAAUGCAGUGUGUUUUAGAGAACGUUUUAAAAGCAUCCUUCUUGUAAUAAUUUUUAAUUUUCCACUUUAUAAUCAUUUAUUGUUGCUUCAAGAUAUAUACAGCAAAGGUUUUCCAAAUAUAAUGUUUUGCGGACCGAUAAAUUCGACAUCGCCUUCUUGGGUAUUAAAAAGUGUAACUUUUAAAGGAUAUUUCACUUACGAAGAGUGCGCUGCACGCUCAAUGCAGAAUCAUCAUAACUAUACCGGGUAUUUAGUAAUUAGCGAUGACGUAUUAGUAAAUUAUUGGAACUUAGAGCGUUUAAACCCAAAUAAAAUUUGGGAUGGACCAAAAUCGCCAAUUAAAGUUGGUAAUUUUACAAAAGCUAUUCGUUGGUACUGGUGGAACAGCCGAUGGGGUGCAAGUAAUUGUUAUAAAGCAAUAAAGAAAAUAAAUUCUCUUUUUAAACAUGACUAUAAUCAAAGCCUUUAUAAAAACAUGAACAAAAUACUUGAUUUUGAAAAUUCUGAUUUACGUAAAAUGGUUUCCGGUGAAAAUGUAUGUUAUGGUGGACGGUCUGAUAUUUAUUACAUUCCUAAGAAAAUGGCACAAGGUUUUAUUGAACUUUCCAAAGUUUUUAAAGAACAAAACGUGUUUUUAGAAAUUGCAGUACCCACAAUAAUAAGAAUGCUUACUACAAACAUGAUUUAUUUAAAAGGUGUUUACAUGCCAGGAAGGGUGGGUACAGAUCCUGUGUCUAAAAGCGAAAUUGUUUUGAAACAUUACAGUUCUGAUCUGCACUUUAUUCAUCCAUUAAAACUCAAUUACGGUCAAAAAUCACUUGGAAAUAUAGAAUUUUUUAAAAGAUAUGCGUACAACAUUUCAUCCGCCUGUUAACAUUUUAAAUAUUUAUUUAUUUUUUUAUUUUUUUUAUUUUAUAAAUUGUAGGUUUUAUACUAAAUUUUUGC